This is a messenger RNA of Prosopis cineraria, 2267 nucleotides long. Its product is annotated as probable WRKY transcription factor 3. Gene Ontology annotation, molecular function: DNA-binding transcription factor activity; sequence-specific DNA binding. The record is from RefSeq and is a predicted model, not a curated record. Gene Ontology annotation, biological process: regulation of DNA-templated transcription. Lineage: Eukaryota; Viridiplantae; Streptophyta; Magnoliopsida; Fabales; Fabaceae. The coding region runs from base 144 to 1736 and encodes 530 amino acids. The transcript has 4 exons.
CUGCUCCGUGGACUUUCUUACACUGAGUUUCAAGACUGCACGAAACCAUCAAUUGCGUGAUUAUUGACGAAGGAGAAAUCGGGACACCGCCACCACUUUCUAGUUACCGAGUACGGAAAUCCAGCGACAGUAGUUAUCAUCUAAUGGCCACGAAGAACGGCGGAUCCGCCACGGCACCGCCUCGUCCGACGAUCACUCUCCCACCUCGGCCUUCCAUGGAGGCCUUCUUCUCCGGGGGGCCAGGCGCAAGCCCUGGUCCGAUGACACUCGUAUCCAGCUUCUUCACGGAUAAUUACCCUGACUCUGACUUUCGGUCCUUUUCUCAGUUACUCGCCGGAGCUAUGGCUUCUCCGCUUGCUCUCGGUGCGAGGCCCAGCUUGUUCCCGGAAAAUUCCACGGACAAUUCCUCCAAAGAAGCUACUGCUGAGGAUCGGGGCCAGAAGAAUUCGGGUUUUAAGCAGAGUAGACCCAUGAAUCUGGUUAUUGCGCGUUCACCAUUGUUCACCGUUCCACCUGGGUUCAGCCCUUCUGGGUUGCUUAACUCACCGGGUUUCUUUCAGCCGCAGAGCCCCUUUGGGAUGUCCCAUCAGCAGGCUUUGGCACAGGUUCAGGCUCAAGCUGCCUUGGCACAAUCUCAUUUGCAUAUGCAAGGUGAUCAUCAACAAUCUGCCAUUACAGCUGCUGGUGAACCAUUGAUAGUACAGCAGGCAUCUUUUGUUCCAAGUGAAGCUUCAGACCAGCAAGUGGCACCAUCUGCAUCAGAUUCUAGAAGUGCUCAAAUGGAGACUUCAGAUAUUUCUCACACUGAUAAGAAAUAUCAACUGUCUUCCUUAGCCAUUGAUAAACCUGCAGAUGAUGGCUACAAUUGGCGUAAGUAUGGGCAGAAGCAGGUUAAAGGGAGUGAGUACCCACGGAGCUACUACAAGUGUACACAUCUGAAUUGCCCUGUAAAGAAGAAGGUUGAGCGUGCUCCUGAUGGGCACAUUAUUGAAAUUAUAUAUAAAGGCCAGCAUAAUCAUGAACUGCCUCAGCCAAACAAGCGUACUAAAGAUAAUUCUGAUUUAAAUGGAAAUACAAACAUUCAAGUUCAGUCUGACUCGACUACACAAGGCUGGGUGGGAAAUUUAAAGAAGUUUGGUGAAAGUGUGCCUGAUCAUUCAGUGCCAGAGAGUGAUCCCUCAUCUAAUCAAGGUGCUCACAGGCAACUAACUGGAUCAAGUGAGAGUGAGGAAGGGGGUGGUGGUGAUAUAAGGGAAGAGGAGGGAGACGUCAGUGAGCCAAACCCCAAGAGAAGGAACACUGAUCCUGUGACUUCUGAAGCACCUGUGUCUCACAAGACUGUUACAGAACCCAAAAUCAUUGUGCAAACAAGAAGUGAAGUUGAUCUUCUGGAUGAUGGCUACAGGUGGCGCAAGUAUGGGCAAAAAGUGGUAAAAGGAAAUCCCUAUCCAAGGAGUUAUUACAAAUGCACCAGUGCAGGAUGCAAUGUGCGUAAGCAUGUUGAAAGGGCUUCAACAGACCCCAAGGCUGUCAUAACUACCUACGAGGGAAAACAUAACCAUGAUGUUCCUGCUGCUAAGACCAGCAGCCAUAACACAGCCACCAGCAAUUCAAUGCCAGUAAAACCACAGAGAGUGGUGCCUGAAAAACAUCCUUUGCUUAAAGAUAUGGAUUUUGGAAAUAAUGGCCAAAGACCGGUUGCUUUACGCUUGAAAGAGGAGCAAAUCAUAGUAUAGUUUGAUGUAGAUAUGGAUUUUGGAAAUAAUGGCCAAAGACCGGUUGCUUUACGCUUGAAAGAAGAGCAAAUCAUAGGAUAGUCUGAUGUCAAGAUCAGUUGUGCAACUUUCUGGUUAACUCAUCUAGGUUCUCGGUGUGUAACACUUCCCUUAUACAUCCAAGUUAAGGGAUUCUCAUUAUACCAUGUCGUUCACAAUCACGUGUGAAGAUUACUGCAUCUAAUAUCUCAGCGUGAUUAUAGUCUAUCAGGCUGUUCCUGGUACUGUCUAAUCCUCCUUCAAAGUAGAGCACAAAGAAAAAUUGGGAAGCUGGAUUCGCAUCGAAAGUUCACACAAUUCUUUGGCUUAUUGUUACCUUGUAAACUUUCAAACCUCUUGUAAUUUGUUUUUCAUAGGAUGCUGUUCAGUUCAAUGUAUUAUAUUUAUAUCCUCGUAUUUGGUGGUAGUGCAUUGUAAUGAACAAGAAUGUUCCAUGUGCUUGCAAAUUUUUGAACAGUUGAUUUUAUAAUUUUAUGAUGUAUAGUUAUUCAA